UCCGUAGUUUCAUACGCCAUGCCUAUCAAACAAACCGGACAAAAACCAGUUUCUCCAGUUCAAUUUCAAUAUUUCGGACGACCUAAACCUUCCGGUAGAGUGGAAGCAAUAAUGGAAGAAGAGAACCGUUGCAAAUUCUGGCUCACCAGAAAGAACCGAUUUUGUGCUAAUGGCCGCCUCAACGAUUCUCCCUUCUGUGGCAAUCACAAGUCGAGGUCCGAUGGCCAGUGGAUCCCCUGCCCGAUUGACCCUUCACAUUCUGUUCUUAAAGAAAAUCUCGACGGACAUGUUACAAGAUGCCCAUUGUUGAAACAAACGCAGUGUUUGUCCCUGCAACCUUUCUACCAGAAGGGCAUUAAUGCAGGUAAAGAAGAAGAGGAGGACAUUACAUCUGAAAUGAAGAGGAAUGCUAUUUACGGCAUGACUGUAUCUGAAUUUUGUAAAUUAAUAAAGAAGAUUGAGUCAAUACAUGCUUUGAUAUGUAAGGAUAUUGUUGAAUCUUAUAAGAUGCCUGAAGCUUGUAACGUUUGGAUUAGGAGAGAAAUAGACAGGAAAUUACCAUUUCAAGAGAAACACGUCAAGCAACAAGCAUCAAUUCUUGGAAAUUUGGAGGAUUUUGGGGCGUUAAAGAGUUAUUCUGAAAAGGAACAAUGUGAUGGUGAGGGGCUAUAUCUCGACAAUGCAGCCCCUGCAGUAGUUGAAUUUGGAGCGGGGAGAGGAUACUUGACACAGAUGCUGGCAGAUUGUUAUGGGAUUCAAAUGGUCUUUUUGGUUGAACGAAAAUCAUAUAAACUUAAGGCUGAUCGAUCUCUGCGACAAAAAGACAAUUUGACAUUAGAGCGUUUGAGAAUUGAUAUUGAGGAUUUAAACUUGAAUGCAGUUGAAUCACUGCUGGGUCUUCCUUUUCUAGCUAUAGGCAAACAUCUUUGUGGGCCUGCAACUGAUUUGACGCUAAGAUGUUGCCUUCCGGAACAAAGUAGUGAAACUACUAUGGAAAAGUGCAGUGUCAAUCAUUCCCUUAAGGGCCUUGCUAUAGCAACAUGUUGCCAUCAUCUUUGCCAGUGGAAGCAUUAUACAAAUAAAAAAUUCAUAGCAGACCUAGGAAUCACAAAGGAAGAAUUUCAUGCAAUUACAUGGUUUACAAGCUGGGCUGUAGAUGCUGAUCAUGGAUCAGAUCUUUCUAUUGAUUGUGAAUUGCAUCUACAAUACAUGGGGGAGGACUGGUGCAGUGGUGGUGCAAAUGGGAUUGAAGAUGUAGUGAGAAAUAUGAAAGCAGUUGACAGGGCUGUGUUGGGUUUUAUGUGUAAACAAAUCAUUGACACAGGAAGGAUGAUGUGGGCAAAAGAACGAGGAAUGGAAGCACAGCUUGUUAAGUAUGUCCCAUCAUGCAUUUCUCCAGAAAACCAUUUAUUGAUCGCAAAAUAUGCCAAGUGCUCAUGAUUCAUGAGAUGCACAGGUUUUUCCUUAUGUUUGAGCAUUCUUGGUUAUAAAGAACAGAUUGCUUUCCUUCAUGUUAUCUCCAGAGUGAAUGCAAACAGAAAUGCUGUGCCUGUCUUUGUUCUGUGGAUCAAUUGUUUGGUAGAAUCACAGAGUUUUAUUUUCUUGCUAUUUCAAUAUCCUGAGUAUUCGACUAGUUUGGUAUACCUACUGCUUAUUUGGAUGCUGCUUUUCCUUGUAAUAGUUGUCAAUUUUCGCAGGAUCAGGUGGGUGUAGAAUUUAGUGUCAUCUUAUUUCAUAGUCCGAGUACGAGACCUGAAAGCCUGAGUAGCCAUUGGAGGGUUACAGAGUAAUAAUUAUUUUUCAAAACGUUUGUUUAUUGCAAA
Molecule: messenger RNA, 1823 nt
Organism: Jatropha curcas
Lineage: Eukaryota; Viridiplantae; Streptophyta; Magnoliopsida; Malpighiales; Euphorbiaceae
Product: methyltransferase
Biological process (GO): tRNA methylation
Source: RefSeq, a predicted model, not a curated record